This is a messenger RNA of Sphaerodactylus townsendi, 1113 nucleotides long. Its product is annotated as purine nucleoside phosphorylase-like. Gene Ontology annotation, biological process: nucleoside metabolic process. The record is from RefSeq and is a predicted model, not a curated record. Gene Ontology annotation, molecular function: purine-nucleoside phosphorylase activity. NCBI's taxonomy places the organism in Eukaryota, Metazoa, Chordata, Lepidosauria, Squamata, Sphaerodactylidae. Gene Ontology annotation, cellular component: cytoplasm.
GAGUGGGACGGAGACUUGGCACGGUAUACGGUGUGCAGAAACCUGCCCAGAGUUUCAACUGCUUUUCCUAGAUCCAGAAUACAAGCCAUGGAAAACUUCAGUUUUGAGCACUGCAGAGAGACAGCGGACUGGCUACUGGGACACACGAAGCAUCGGCCCAGAAUCGCCAUUAUCUGUGGGUCUGGACUGGGCCUCUUUGCUGACACCUUGAUGAACCAGGAGUCUUUCCCAUACAUCGAUAUCCCCAACUUUCCUCUCAGCACAGUGCCCGGCCAUGAAGGAUGUCUCACCUUCGGGGAGCUGCAGGGUCAGCCGUGCGUUUGCAUGAAGGGGCGCUUUCACCUGUAUGAGGGAUACCCUCUUUGGAAGGUCACCUUCCCGGUCCGGGUAUUUAAACUCUUGGGCAUACAGAUUCUGCUGGUGACCAAUGCAGCUGGAGCAUUGGGGGAGUCGUAUUGCAUCGGGGACCUCAUGAUUAUCCGGGACCACAUCAACUUGCUGGGCUUGGCAGGGCAAAACCCGUUGCUGGGCCCCAACGAAGAGAGGUUUGGACCCCGUUUCCCUGCCCUUUCCGAUGCCUACGACGGGAAGCUCCGUGCGUUGGCAGCGGAGGUUGCAGGGCACCUUGGAUACGCCUCCUUCGUCAAGGAGGGCGUCUACUGCAUGGUUGGAGGCCCCAACUUUGAAUCCGUUGCGGAGGCCCGGUUGCUGCACUCACUGGGGGCAGACGCUGUGGGAACAAAUUUCACCGCAGCCGAGAUCAUCGUGGCCCGGCACUGUGGAAUUCUGGUCGACGGCCUAUGGCUGAUCACUAACAAAGAUUUAGCCAAGGAGUCUGAAAACCAGGAGCACGUCAGAUCAUCUCAGAGUGCUGGGAGGGUGGAGCCAGAGGCGGAGUUUCCACACCCUCCGGGGGCCUGCUGGGAGCACUUGUGGGCGGGUUGGAACCAAAUGCAGUCAUCAGAAAAGCUUGGCGGCCACCCAGAGGGACAGCCGGACCUGAGCCAGAGUGGAGACUCUGAAUGCUCCGAAAACUCCCCUCUGGACUUGAGGGGCCACCCAGGAGAGGACUGUGACUGGGUUUUGCCAGACUCUAAGUCAAAUCCACCAUAG